AUGAUUCAUUAUCCAAAGCUAGGAGAGUUGAGACUAGUUCAUUGUUCUCUUUCUGAUACCCAUAUUCGUUCUCUAUUUUAUUCACCUUCUAACUUUUCCAAUUCUCUUAUCAUCCUUGACCUUUCAUCUAAUAUGCUCACAUCAUCAACAUUUCAAUUAUUGUCUAACUUUAGCCGUAAUCUUCAAGAGCUUUAUCUUUCUCAGAAUAACAUUGUUUUGUCAUCUCUAGUCCACUCAACCUUUCCUUCUCUUGUAAUCCUUGACCUUUCCUAUAAUAAGAUGACAUCAUCGGUCUUUCGAGGUAGCUUCAACUUCAGUUCAAAACUUAAAAAUUUUUAUUUGAAAAAUUAUAGUAUUAGGGAUGAUAGUUUUCUAAUGUCAGCUAUUUCAAUUACGAAUUCUUCGUCUUCUCUUGCCUCGCUUGAUCUCUCCUCAAAUCUGUUGAAAUCAUCAUCCAUAUUUUAUUGGCUCUUCAACUCCACUACCAAUCUUCGUAUACUUGAAUUCUUUGAUAACAUACUGGAAGGUCCGAUUCCAGAUGGAUUUGGGAAGGUAAUGAACUCUCUUGAAGUUCUUGACCUCUCAAGUAACAAAAUUCAAGGCGAGAUUCCAUAUUUCUUUGGGAACAUGUGCAUAUUGCAGAGUUUAGACCUCUCAAACAACAAGUUGAAUGGGAACAUUUCUAGCUUCAUUCAAAAUUCUUCAUGGUGCAGCAAACAAGUGUUUCAGAGUUUGGUUUUAUCUGAUAACCAGAUUACCGACAUUCUACCUAUGAGCAUUGGAUUGUUAUCUGAGUUGGAGAACUUAUCCUUGGAUGGAAAUUUCUUGGAGGGUGACGUCACUAAAUCCCAUCUUUCAAAUUUUUCCAAAUUAAGGUACUUAUUUUUGUCAGAGAACUCCCUAUCUGUAAAUAUAGUCCCUAAUUGGGUUCCUCCUUUUCAAAUAAUAUAUUUGGGACUAAGAUCUUGCAACUUGGGUUCUAGCUUUCCAAGUUGGCUCCAGACUCAAUGCUCUUUUUUUUCUCCGGAUAUUUCUGAGAAUAGGCUUAAUGGUUCAGUACCAAAAUGGUUUUGGAACAACUUGCAUAAUGUGGGACAUUUGUAUAUGUCUCAGAAUAAUCUCAGUGGUGCAAUUCCUAAUAAUAUAUCAUUGAAGCUUUUCAAUAGACCGUCCAUAUUUCUGAAUUCAAAUAAUUUUGAAGGAAAAAUUCCGCAAUUUUUACUACAAGCUUCAGACCUAAGGCUUUCUGAUAAUAAAUUUUCAGAUUAG
Vigna radiata var. radiata (mung bean) is the source of this 1269-nucleotide messenger RNA. RefSeq names its product probable leucine-rich repeat receptor-like protein kinase At1g35710. Bases 1 to 1269 code for a protein of 422 amino acids. Gene Ontology annotation, molecular function: protein binding. The transcript has a single exon. The record is from RefSeq and is a predicted model, not a curated record. NCBI's taxonomy places the organism in Eukaryota, Viridiplantae, Streptophyta, Magnoliopsida, Fabales, Fabaceae.